Molecule: messenger RNA, 207 nt
Organism: Eimeria necatrix
Lineage: Eukaryota; Apicomplexa; Conoidasida; Eucoccidiorida; Eimeriidae
Product: SAG family member
Exons: 1
Coding region: 1-207 (68 amino acids)
Source: RefSeq, a predicted model, not a curated record
AUGUCUCGACUUGGCCUGUUGGCGUGGUACGCUGGUCUCCUCGCUGGAGCAGGGGCACCGGACUUUUCAACCGCAGUCCCCAUUCGCUCUGCCGCUGUCAAUCUGCACCACAAGAUCCUAGACACUAAGGCAUCUUCCCUCGCACAAGUAGCAACGACACCCACUGCUGCAAAGAAAACUACAGGUAAACUGAGAAUGCGGGCGUGA